AUGAGGAUAAGGGAAAACAAAAGAGUGCAAGGUAAAAAGAAUAAGAGUAAGUCUACUCGCAGAUUAUUUGUAACUGCAGCAAUUUCUAUCACCGCACUAGUGCUUUUAUUCAUGUGGAACUCUGGGGACAGAGAAGUUGACUUUAACAAGCUUGAAUAUAUUGUCUCUCUCCCAAGUGAUGACGCAAAGCCCAAGCUUUUUUUAAAAGAACCUAUAAGAGCCUUUAACACAUCAGCUACUGAGGAGGAUAUAGAUUAUUUGCGAAAUAGAUACGUCAUUGUCCAAAGCACGUAUAAAGGAAAGCUUGUAGCAAGCGUGUUCAUCAAUCCUUACCACUAUAGAAGCAGCAACAGCUCUCCAAGCGGCCUGGUGCUAGGAUUUGAGGUGUAUAAUAUGUAUGUGUCUCCCAAAUAUCAAGGAAAGCAGCUGUCGAUUAAUCACUUAUAUAGAACGCUUAAGCUGGUGAAAAGUAUAUACAGUGUGAAAAAAGGCGAAAGCGCGUAUGUAAUUCUCCAUGUUUCUCCACUUGACAGAGAUAUGAGCAAGGCGUAUGCACUGUAUCGAACACAUGGGUUUGUGCAUGGAUUAUUUACCGAGCACGGCCCAUACUCGCUGCGCAAAAGAUCCGAGAUUUUCUUUAGGCCUGCCUCUUUGGAUUUUAUUAUAGAAAACCACCCAUAUUAUACUAAAGACUACACAGGCACCCGCAGUACUAAAGGGCCGAAGUUUUUGACGCUGUUUGCUAAAGUUGACGAUGUUCUGCAAGCGGCAGAGAUAAAUGCAUAUAGCAAAAAUGAAUACACAAAGCACAAAGAAAAAGUUGAGCACUUGCGAAAGCCUUUAUUGGCGCAGUAUACUUAUGAAACCCAUACUUAA
This is a messenger RNA of Nematocida ausubeli, 876 nucleotides long. RefSeq lists its product as uncharacterized. Bases 1 to 876 code for a protein of 291 amino acids. The record is from RefSeq and is a predicted model, not a curated record. NCBI's taxonomy places the organism in Eukaryota, Fungi, Microsporidia. The transcript has a single exon.